AUGGAAGAAGGAUUUCGUCCGUUCGGAGGCCUUGGUAUUAUUAAAAGUGAUCGAAAACACAUUGAAUUUUUCAACGAGGAUAAAUUUGACGAAUCAUUCGAGAAAUUAAUCCAUGAAAUCAAUUGUAUUGAAAGAGAACCAAGCAUGAUAUCAACAGUUACUCCAUCUACACAAACAAAUACCAAUCGAGGAAAUUCGUUAACAACAACUACUUCGUCAUCUUCCAAUAAUGUGAACUUUCAUGAUCAUUGUAAUGCCAUCAUUUCUGACCAUAUCAUAUCGAUUCAAAAAAGCCAUCUUCACCGGAACAAUCUCAAUGAAAACGAAUUUAGAAAAGUUUUACAUUCACUUAUUCAAGAAUUUUCUCCUGAAACUUUGCAAUCGUUUCAAAAUAGCCAAUCCAACAUUGUUGAAGAUAAGCAACCACAACAAAGUGACAGUGAUCAUCUCAUACAACAUCUUCUUCAAUGUAAUGAACAAUUAGCAAAAGAUGUUCGGAUUCAACAAGAAAAUUUUGCUAAUAUUCGACAACAUCUUCUCAAUCAAGACGAUCGAUUAGCAGCAUUUAUCCGUUUUCAACAAAGGCAAGAACAAAAUAAUGCCCAUCUUUCCCAACAUCAUAUCAAUCAAAAUGAUCGAUUGACAUCAAUCAUUCGUGUUCAACAAGAACAACAACAAGAUCAUGCUUCUCUUCAACAAUAUUUUUUGAAUCAAAACGAACAAUUAGUUCAGAUUAAUCGUAGACAACAAGAGCAAGAACUCAAUCAUCAUUUUUCAGAACAACUUCUGCAACAUGUUGAUCAGUUAACACAACUUUUUAUUAAUCAGCAGCAGCAACAUGCCAGAAAUAUUGAGGCUUUGCAUCAACUGGUAAAUCGAUCAUUCGAGAGAAAUAAAUCGUUAGAAACAACUAUUGAUCAGCAUUUAACAUCGCAAGAUAGACAAAUACCUACAGAAGUUUGUUUUGUAUUCAUUUGUAUUGAUCGAACAGUUUCAAUCCAUGACAGUCCUAUUCUUCAACUAUCUGUUUAUCCAAAUUAUGGUUUUUUACCUGAAAAUAUUGAAGUUCGUUGUGAAAUAAUUGAACCAUCAAAAUAUGAUAAUAUUUAUUUAUCAGUUAAAACAGAUUAUGUUAAACCGUCAGGCAUAAUUCUUAUGGUUGAUAAUACUAUCAAUCGAUGUCGAACGAAUAAAAAAGAAUAUAUCAAUGUUAAUAUUUGUAAUUCAUCAUUAAUACUUAUUUAUAUCAAUCAUACAAUUCUUAAUGAUACGCUUGAAAAAAUAGAUUAUGUAUGUAGUCAAGGUGGAGUCAAUGCAUUAAGUUCAUAUCGAAUAUUAAGUAGGAAAUAA
Molecule: messenger RNA, 1350 nt
Organism: Rotaria sp. Silwood2
Lineage: Eukaryota; Metazoa; Rotifera; Eurotatoria; Philodinida; Philodinidae
Source: the annotation of a GenBank genome assembly